This is a messenger RNA of Zasmidium cellare ATCC 36951, 2910 nucleotides long. RefSeq lists its product as uncharacterized. The record is from RefSeq and is a predicted model, not a curated record. Gene Ontology annotation, biological process: regulation of transcription by RNA polymerase II. Lineage: Eukaryota; Fungi; Ascomycota; Dothideomycetes; Mycosphaerellales; Mycosphaerellaceae. The coding region runs from base 1 to 2910 and encodes 969 amino acids. Gene Ontology annotation, cellular component: Rpd3S complex. The transcript has 6 exons.
AUGCCUGCACCCAUCCCCGACAUCCGCAACAGGCGAGGACUCGACGAGCGGAGAAGCAGUUCGCGCGGGCCGAUGGAGGCAAGUCAGAGGAGUCAGAGCAAGGGCGUGGGGAAGGAAAGGGCAGGGCAGAAAAACACGUUGGACGGCUGGGUGGAGCCUUCACUUGCUGCGCCCAAGCCGAGUUAUCAAGACCACGGCGCAGGGCCGUAUGGCGUCCUGGAACACAUGCAACCACUUGGUGAGGCACCGAGUGCGAAAGUCAAGGCAAGAGUGAAGGGAGAAGGGCCUCGAAAAUCAGUGCUGGGGCGAAGCUCUGCCGCUGUCGGCCUCGACGCUCAGGAGACUCCAGAAAGCACACCAGCGCCUGCACCUGCCACACCGCAGCCCAUGGACGCUCCAACACAGCAGCCCAUUGUCAUCGACGAUGAUAAGGAUGGCGACUAUGCGCCCAACGUGAACGGCAAGAAGAAAGAGCGCAGCACGCGUGCCCGUGCGGUCAAACGGAAGAGCGAGUCUGCAUCAUCCGCGACGCCGGCUGCACCAUCCGUCAAGCAAGAGGCCAGCACCACGAUCAUGAAUCACAAGUUCGAGUACGACGAUGAAAAGCUGCUGCGCGUGGUGGAGGCGGCCAAGUCCCGGGCCUACGAGGUGGGAAAGCCAGACCUCGCGGCUGCCGUCCACGCAGUCUACGAGCUGAGUCUGAGAGAUAUUGGUCUGAGACUCCUCCUCGAAGCUAUCCUCACACAAAAGGCCACUCCCGAGCAGAACGCAUCAUUUCAGGACUAUGUUCGCGCCGCCAAAAAGAAGCUCAAAGACGAGAAGAAAUCCAAGGGCUCCAAGACUCCAGUUCGGCAGCAGCCGGCUGCAAACACCAACGGCUCGCUGCACAAUACCAAGACUGCUCCUUCACCCACUAUAAACCUCACCUUGCCCCCACAACCUCACACCGGCAGCGAAACUACUUCUGCCAUUCCUUCCACCGAGCACCCAGAACCUGCAAAACCACGAAUUUCGCUCAAAGUCAAGUCACCGAACAAAGACCGUCAUCGACGUCGCACAGGAAACGGAAACAUGUCUGUCUCACCACGCAAGCGUGCCGGCAGUGCUGCCAGCGACUCAUCACUCACAUCUCUCACCUCCAAUGACGAGAUGGACCUCGACGAGCCCGAGGAGCCCAACAGUCUCCUCGAGGGACCACCCAGCCGAGCCAACGGCAUCAAAGGCAAGGGCCACGCCACAGACCGCACCUCCCUCGCUGUUCCUGGUGCCGCCACGAAACGAACUUCAGCAGAAGCUGAGCUUGAAGAAGAGCGUGACCGUGCAUUCGCUGCCAAGAAGCAGAAACUGAACGAGUCGGUCGCUCGCGACUUCGAGUACCAGGAGAGCAAUGUGCGACCGUCGAGGCCACCUCCACGAUCUCGUGCGGCUCGUGUCAGAGACGAUGCACUCGGCCCGCCAUCGCUCAGAUUGGAUCCCACGAGCAGCCGCACCGCCAGCGUGAGAGGCAGCAGAGCCGCAUCAAUGGAUGUCGAGUCAUCGCUCUCCUCAAUGUCGCCCGUACCUGAAAAGAAGCAACUCGCUGGCCUUGCAGGCGUGUCAGGCGCCGGUGGCGCUGGAAGAGACAGCCCAAUCGGGGAUGAUGACAACGACGUGCUGUCGGAGAACAACGACUUCUGCUCGGCUUGCCACAGCAGCGGCUACUUGCUCUGUUGCGAUGGAUGCGAUCGUUCAUUCCACUUCACCUGCCUGGACCCUCCAAUCAGCGAAGACUCGCAAGAACUCGACGAGCCAUGGUAUUGCUACAUUUGCGUGGCCAAGCGGCCAGUGACCACACAGUCACCCGAGAAGGCUCAGCGCGGAAUCUUCGCACAACUCAUCAGCGGCCUCAAGAAGCAGAAUCCUGCCAACUUCUCGCUGCCAGAUGACAUUCGAGACUACUUCGAAGGUGUCGCCACCGAUAGGAACGGAGGAUUCGUCGAGGCCUUGAAUGUCGCGAAGCCGACGAGGAACCGACCUGGCUACACUGAGGAACGACCGGACUGGAAGAGAUUGCGCGACAACAAGGGCAAUCUCCUACUAUGCUACGCGUGUGGCAAAACCUCAGAAGGCAAGCGGGAAAUCAUUACCUGCGACCACUGCGCACAGAACUGGCACCUCGACUGUCUCGAUCCACCGCUCGCCAACCCACCGGCUCUGAAUGCACAAAACAGGAGGGCGCACGACUGGAUGUGCCCGUUGCAUGCCGACCAGGAACUGCGAAAGGUGGACAUGUCGCUGCUCAAUCGACGCAACCGACGCACCAUCCAUCUACGCAAGCCUAAGAACCCGAAGGUCCAGGAGACGUCACUCACGCGUGGUCAUCGCAAUAAUGGAAUCAUCGAGGUUCUUGACGAUGAGAGUGACGCGUCGGAUUCUGAAUUCUACGACCACGACGAUGGCGGUACCGUCUACAAGCUGCCAGCGCACGGCAUCAAACUCGACUUCAUCGACAAGGUCAAGAGCACCCGAGUCCAGCAACUGCGAGAUCAGCGGGCUUACAAACGAGCUCGUAUCGACGCAGAGACGCCGAUCCCAACAGCGCUGGAGCAAGCCAACUUCGCCAAGCGACCAUUCAACGAACAACAGCUCGCCCUCAAUCUCGCCCAGUUCGCAAGCGAUAACAAGGACCUCGACCUUGGCGGAGACCAGGUGCAGAACUUGGUGGGCACCUUGAUCGCCGAAGCCCCCAGCGCAGUCGUCGACGAGAUGAUGGCCGCCGAAGACGCCGAAAAGGCCAAGUCGGCGUCGUCGCUCGUGCCGCCUUCUCCUCCGUCUUCUGAGCAGACGGAUCAGCUUUCCGCGGAACAGCGGAAGGAGCUGCAGAUGCUGCAGGAACUUAUUCGGAGGAAGUUGGAGAAUAGCAAGACUUGA